Messenger RNA from Acanthocheilonema viteae, 1257 nucleotides. The record is from the annotation of a GenBank genome assembly. Lineage: Eukaryota; Metazoa; Nematoda; Chromadorea; Rhabditida; Onchocercidae.
GUAACUAAGAUUUGGUGGUUUGUGUUCGAAUCAGAGAAAGAAUCUGAUUCACGUGGAUCGGAUCGGAAUCUGAUUCAUGAGUGCAGGACUGAUUUGCUAGACUUUGAUAGCUUAAAGGAAUUGUUUUUGGAGGAAUAUGGCGGUGACCCGAUCCAAUGUUGGCUCCCUGCCGAAUUAGCUUCUCAAAAAUCAUGGGAACAAUAUGCGGAGGACUACUGUUUCGUCGAGAAUACCUACUACAUUCCAUUGGAACAAAAUAUGCCGCAAAGCGAGAAACACCGUGACGAGAAACUUAUCACUUAUUAUCAAUGGGUACCAUUCACGCUGAUGCUGCAAGCAAUGUUAUUCGUAAUACCUCACGUCUUCUGGAGAAUGCUCAACUGGACUUCAAACGUGCAGACGCGUGCAGUGAUAUCAAUGACGGACAGUGUACGCCAAAUGGAUCCUUGUAGUGAAGAAGCGCGUGAUAUCGUUGACGCUAUCGCCAGUCAUAUUUAUCACGCUGAUAAAUGCACCAAGCAUUUGCAAGAAAUAUUUCAGAACAGUAGUUUGUUUGUCAUCUUUACAAGGUACCGUGCAGCACAUCAGUUUCGAGUGGCACUACAUGACGUGCAGUUAACUUGUCAGGCUCGCAGUCGAGGACUGCAUGCGUAUCUGCAAAUUUACUUGAUUCCAGUUUUGGUUGGUGUCACUCUGCUUGGGCGGAAAUGGAUACGACUUGACAAAGGCAUUGGUAAAACACCGAACUUGGCAGAGUACCGGUCUUUUCCCGAGAAUUCGUGUUAUGGGCAACGUACACCGCCAUACUAUCCAGUGCGUCCUGAUGGCGAAUAUGUUCAACGAGAAGAUAUACAUUGCUCUGUGGUGCAGCCGCAAGAAAAAAUGACAAGCCAUUACACACAGCUGUUUGUUGAGCAGUUCGCCGGCGACACAACAUUGGUGUUAAGGCUGGUGACGCAAAAUACCAGCGAACUAGUCGCAAGUAACGUCGCUGCUCGUUUGUUUGACAUUUUUGUCAAGAAAAGUGAGGAAGAAGAAUUGAAGAGCUGUCGUAGUGAGGAGAACCCCAAAAAGACAGCCUUCUCAACAUCAGCGUCAUUCCCCGUGGUACCAGAGGCAAUGGUCUGUUUCAUUCUCACUGACCCAUACUGUCUUCGAAAGGGUAGUCUCAUCCAUUUUCAAAUGCCCUUCAUGACCUCUCAACCGGGUCUAUCACAUAGAUAUUGGACAGAGCCUGGGAAGUUGUUGGAAACCUAG